Molecule: messenger RNA, 6281 nt
Organism: Toxoplasma gondii ME49
Lineage: Eukaryota; Apicomplexa; Conoidasida; Eucoccidiorida; Sarcocystidae
Exons: 9
Coding region: 1288-5442 (1384 amino acids)
Source: RefSeq, a predicted model, not a curated record
CACAAAACAGAGUUUAGGGACAGGUGAGGGCUGCCGCCGCGUUGGAGCAACACCCGGUUCCCGGGGAGCUCUGAGAGACACGACUAGCGAGGGAGACAGGAGAAGCCUGUGCCUGCUGCUGGGGUAGGAAACACAGACGGUGCAGACGAGGAACUCCAGGAACGAAAACGCCUUUCACAAAAGGAACUAGCGGAACUUUUGCUUUCUCCAUUCUCUCGCCUUUUUUCUGCGGCAACUCCUCGACAGCAAUGGUCACCGAUUCCCGGGGGUGCGCUCCGGUGUCGUCACACAGCAGCCAGAUCGAGAGUUGAUCUUUGAUUUGUGGUGUGCGUCUUUGGCUCUUCUGUCCAUUGAAAGACAGAUUUAACUUUGUCGAAAAUCUCCCCUGGAUGUUACCUCCCUUUUACCGUCCUCCCCGUUCGCCCUCCGAUCUCGCUGCCGUUGACCUCCGCGCACACAACACCGUCCCUCCCCACCGCGGGCCAGGGCUGCAGACCCAUCGCAGGCAGACUUUUUUUCACUUUUUCAUUUUCCUCAGCGUUCUGUCUCGCCUUUGUCGCUUCCGCUGAGUUAGCUGCCCACGAAAGACGGUCUGGAGUUUCGACGCCGCUUCCCUGUGCUCGCUCCUCUGCGGGAUGCUCUGAAACGGCCGUUGACGCCCGACGGCAAGAGCUGACUCUGAUUUCGACCGAAAAAGCGCAGUCCAGGACAAGCUGGCCUGGGUCGCAAUCAGCUGGCUGUCCAACUUCUCCGGGUGAGCUGAAGAAAGCCUCUUCUCUCCCGACAGACGCGGCCUUUUCCUGGGCGUCGUCGCCGAGGGACGCCGGGGCGAGAGCGAGACCGCACGGCGAGGGACUCGAAGACAGGAGGAGCGCGCGGAAAAGUUUCAUCAGAUGCGAGGAGAAAGGCGCCUUUUUCAUGAGGAAGGAGCGAGCGCGUAGGGUGUGAUCAUCAGGGAGGCCUGUUCUGUCCAGUGUUGAGUGGGCGCGGCGGCGGAGACGCCGCGGAAGAGCACCGAAGUUUCCUGUCAGAGUUCAGAGGCACUCUUCUUUUGCUUCUUCAGAAGGGGGUUUGCUUUUUUGGCAGGAGGCGCUUCGAUUUCUUCCGUUUCCUCCUGGACGCAGAGGAGAGGAGGAGGCUCGAAUUUGCGCCGGAAACGAAACGGCUCGUGGAGAAGAACGACGCCAGGACGCGAAGAAGUAACGGUGGAACCGCCUGGUAGAGAAGAAGAGCUCACGAGGAAGCUACACGAGAGAAGAAAGCAGACGCCAGUGGAGAUCAGGAAAGAUGGGGGAGGACGAAGGCGUUGCUGCCGGAGCGGCACCAACCGACGCCUUGCAAGAGAGAAGAGGCGAACAGGUCCAGAUGCGACAGGACGGAAGCGCGUCUCACGCCGUACGCGAGUCCCAGGAGGAGACCAGCAGCGAAAUGGAGAAGGGGACGACAGAGAAAGUGCGAGGGCCUGAGAGACCUGCGACAAGGACCAAGGCGAAAGGCCGGAAGACUGAGGAACGAAUUCGUGAAGCUCAAAGAGACGAGGCGAAGGACACAACGCGAGACGAGGGAGAAGCAGGCACUGGACAAGUGGGCGAAGGGCCGUCUCGCUCUGUCGACUCACCGAACUCAAGAGCCUCUCCACGGCGUUCUCGGCUUCGUUCGAGAGACCCCCCGAAGCCGCCUUCCCCAUCUUCUCUCUCGUCCCCUUCACUGCAUGCGUCUCUCUCUGCCCCAUCGGUAGUAGACGCAGACGCGCUCGAGGCGUCGACGGACCUCGGUUGUCCCCAUGUCGGCGAGAACGAAACACCGAGGGAAGGUGAAGCAGAGCGAGAAGAGGCGAAAGAUGAAACCGGUCGAGUGAGGCGCGGGGAGCCACCCGGGGGUUACUCUCUGAGAGCGCGACGGAGUCGAGCGCGCGAGUUGUGGGAGAAGCGAGAAGAGGGAGGAGACAUGUCGAGGAGGGCAGACCCUGCAGCGCGCACAGAACGCCUUCACGAAGAGGAGCAACGCGAAACCGAGACAGACGCCGCGAACGGAGAAGACCGGGGCGGCCCAUCCCGCAAGCGGCGAGUCGGGGAGAGAGAGAGGAGGCCAGCGACUCCUGCGCGAACAGCUGCAGGCCUGGCGGCGACAGAGCGAAGGAGGGAGGAAGUCCGAGGCAGCAGUCGCCGCUGCUGCUCACGAGGCAGAGGAUCGGGUGGGGUCGCCUUAAGCCAGGGUGGAGCGUGGACGUACGCGAAGACCGAGGGAACAGAGUCAGGCAGCCGAGGCGCCGGGCGACAGACUCCCAGGGGAGCGGCAGCAGGAGAGAAGAAGAGAAGACAAGACACGGAAGAAAAGGAGGAGAGAAAGCAGGACAAGGAGAGCGAGGCAAGAGUCGAAAGCCGGACACCGCGGUAUUUUCCGGCUUCUCCAGCAACAAAGGCGAGGUCGAAGAACGCUGGAGUGACGCUGCGUGUUUCUGCAGAGAAGAGGAAAUCAACUCGAGCGGAAAGAGACGCCUCCAGUUCAGGAAAGCGCGAAGACCGGCCUCCCUCUGCCUUGGGCUCUGGAACGCCUGUGCGUCCUUCUCCGGCUGCUGGCUUUCAAGGGAAACCCCCACUGCAUGCGCAGAGGCAGAUGCACACAGGAAACGCUCCCUGCAACUCGACGAGCCUCUCCACGCCUUCCUCGCCGGCCUCUGUGGACACCAUUGGCGGUUUUCCGCGAGACGCGUUCGAACGCUUCGACCAACCUUUCCUCCAAGUCACACUGACUGAAGUCUCCAGUCGAAACCGGUGGAAAGCAACUGCGUCCUACGAAGACAAAGUCGAGUCGCUGCUGAAGGAAGGCGUUGCGCGUUCGACUUGCUUCAGGCGCGAGGCGCCUUCCUCGCUUACCAUCUGCAAGCAGUACGAUUGGAAGAACCACCAGGCCAUGUUCGAGGACGAAGACAGAACGACGUACUACCGAAAAGCCAUUUUCUGGCGGGGCUGGGAGCAGCACGAGAGACGGAGAGAAGCGCAGAGCCGCGGACUGCGUGCGACGUCUUUGCUCGAGGAUAACUUUCCAGGCAACGUCGAACAACGUGAUCCAGGAGGUGAAGCAGGACGGGAGGACGAGAGCGAGAACAAGGACGCGAAUGCGGCGAGCAUGCCUCGUUUGCACGCAUCGGGACCGAGAGAGGAGACACAGGAGGCAGAGAGAGGCAAGAAGUGUGGAGGCGAGAAGAAAGUUGGUGGAGAAGACGUCCAAGAGAUGACGAACGACGGCGUGCGGCGGAGAGUGGCGACCUCAGAACUGGCACAGCUAGAGGGUACCAGCAAUUGUCGUCUGUUCCGCGAAGAGAGAAGACUGGGCGACGCGCGAGGACUCUCUGGGGUCGAGACGCAGGACGAAGAUGAAGAAAGUGGAGAGGAAGAACUCGACGACGGAGUUGUCGAUGUAAAGUCUUUCAGACCGUGCAGCGGCUCUCUCGAAGAUGACGAAGAAGGGGAGAGGGGCGUCAAAAAGAAAAGAACAUACGUCCAGGGGAAACGCGUCCUCGAAAUCGGAACGGGGCCUAUCGCCCUGCUCGCUGUCCUCGCUGUCAAGGCCGGUGCCGAGUACGUCGAUGCGCUUGAGGUCAGCAAAACGUCGGCCUCUCUCGCGACAUCUUUCGUGAGACAAUUCGGCUUAAAUUCAAGUGCGAGCCGGUACCGAGCCCCAUCUCGCAUGUCUCUGAAGGCCCAGAACUCGGACAAGACCAAUCUGGAGUCCUCUCUCGAUUCCGCUCCUCUCUCCACCGCGUCCUGUCGUACCCCGUUGCCUCACUCGACAACGCCUGCGCUUUCUGCGCGAGUUUCGUCUCUGUCUGUUCUUCCGACAUCUUGGUCAUCUGUCUGCGCUGUUCCGCGGGACUCACAACUUCCUUCUUCUCUCGAGGACUCUUCUUCCACGCUUUCUUCGGAGUCUCUCCACGCGUCUUCUCUCUCUUCUGCCUCCCUGCCUUCUGCCCUUCUUCGAGACUCUUCUUCGUCACCUUCGCCUGCCGCCUCGGCAGCGGGUCCCUCGGCUUCGAGAGCAACCGACUGCAUGUGUGUUGACGAUACGCCUCGCCUAUGUUCCUCCCACUCAGACGUUUCUUCUUUCGCGACUCUUGCAUCUUCUCACUCGGUGCCUGACUGUCUUCUUGUGCCUUCUGCCGAUGCGAUCUCUUCCUCCUCCCUCCCUUCUCUGACUCAUCCGCCGCUCCUCCCGUCUCCGUCGUCCUCGCUUCCUCAAGCUCGGUGCGGGGGACCUGCUGGCUGUGCGUCUCUCCCCACAUCGGCUCCUGCGUCCUCAUCUCCUAAUUCUGCGCAGCGUCUUGCCUACUCAGAUGGGCCGCUUCUCCCAGGGAGCUCUUCAUCUCACCCUUCUUUUUCUUCCUCUACUUCUUCGGCUUCUUCCUGUCUGUCUUUGUCUUCGUUUCCGUCUCAAAAAGCUUCUCAGACGCGAGCGCGGAAGGCUCCGCCGUCUGCGUUUCUGGCGUCGCCGGCGCGGCCUGGCCCUUUGGUGAUUCACAGCACAUACAGCAAGUUGUUUCCUCUCCCGCCUCCUCACCUCGCUCCGAAACUCUGCAGAGAUGUCUUCCCCGCCUGUUCGCUCUCUCCUUCGACCUCGACCCUGGCGCGCGCUUCUCCGGCUACGCCAGCUGCUCUUUCUACGCCAUCUUCGCCGUCCACGUCGCUCUCGCCACACGCUCCGGCUUCUUUCCCUUGCUACUACGACAUGGUCAUCCACGAAAUUCUUGGAGACUUUGCUUCUCAAGAAGGCGCUGCGGACGUCUACCUCGACAUUCAACGCAGACUUGGCUACUGUCCGAAGUCGAUUCCGACGGCGGCCACCACGUGCGUCGCGCCCUGCGCCUUCCCCACUCGCGAAAACAUCCCGUACAAGGCCACAGAUCAUCCAGAACGCACAAUCUUCUCGCCUAGGAGGCGACUCUUUCAAAGUGUCAGUCUUCAGUUCUCGUCUCUCCUCCUUUGCGACAGCCUCCUGCCCAUGGAGGAACUGCGAUUCGAAGAGCCCAUGGAGCGCCAGAUGCUUCAACGACGACGGUUGGAGUUCACGGUCACACGGAGAGGCCUGUUUGCAGGUUUCCUCGCCGCCAUUGACGUCGAAAUUCGUCCGGGGAGACACUUUGGAACUGUGUUCGAGCAGCAGUGCGACAGCUGGUACACAAACGUCGUGCUGCUGGGGAAGGAAAUCGAAGUCCGACCGCGAGACCGAAUCACUCUCUUCACCAUCGCAGACUUGAAAAACUACCAAGUGGAGACUGUUCCCCAGAGUGUGGGGAAGAAAAAGCAAGCAGUGCAGAUGGAAGUAUCUCGACCAACUUACACUUUUCAAGGUUAUGUCGAGAGACCCCGUCAAGGCGUCGUUGCCGAGUUCGGUCCUAUUCACAUCGACUACGACGAGCAGGCGUCUUGUAUUCGGAUAGAAUAACGGAAAUCACAGAGCUCCAACUACUCGGAAAGGGUAUUUUCUUGUUCGUUUGUGUCACUGUCUUUCACUUUAGUGCUCUCUUCGAGAAAUGAAGCACGAACAACCAGUACACCUUGUAGCGGCGUCGCCAGUCUUUUUUACGGAACCUCAAUUGACUCUUUCGGAAGUGCCUCCAUGUUCAGGGGAUAUAUGGUCACCUGAUGACACACAGGUAUCUGGCACUCUACAUAUUUGGAGUGGACGCAUGAGUGAAUGUGUGUUUCUGUGGUAAUACUCGUUUAUGUGAAUGUCGUGAAUGUCAUGGCGGGGAGGGGGUCUAUAUAUAUAUAUAUAUAUAUAUAUAUAUAAGCAUUCACACCUUCGUUAAUACCCAAGUUAAAUAGGGGUGUGAAGCGUCUUCUUCGAAUUUGCUUGUCUCUCACGCUCCCUCCAGAUGCGUUUGCUGAGAGGCUUUUCACACACAGGCGAGCUCCUUGGCAGUAACUGCAGCAAAGGGCAAUUCGUUUUCUUAUUCCCUCACCCGGUAGACCACACGUACUCAAGAAGCGAAUCCUCCCAUGCACAGGCGGGCAUGCAGGUGCUUUCAUGCGCUCACUCAUCCUUGUUGCAUAUUUUUGUAUAUUUCCUGUCUCACAUGCACCAAGUGCAUAGAAGUUCCCUACCAGGUGUGGUUCGCCAGGUCUGUUGUGCGUUUCCUUUUUCCGUGAGGAUCUUUCCAGCAGUGCGCCGGGUGUUCUCUUCCACAGCGCAGGCGCAGCGUCUGCCUGUAACUCUUCUGCUGAUGCGUGCAACCGAAAUUGUCCGUGACAUCUUCUGUUCAUCAUUUUUUGGACGGGCCG